AUGAGCCAAGAACAGCUGGAGAAACCUAUAGCUUAUGACAUAAAAGAAGAAGAGGCCAUAAAGCCUCUGGCGGCGACGGAGGACAAAGAGAAAAGUGUCGUCGCCGAGGCUUCCGGUGGACAGGCCGAGGGAGAAGUGAACCAGAAAAACCCUGAAGGUACCAUAACGAUCGGAGAGGCUCUAGAGGCAGCGGUUCUCACCGCAGGGAAUAAGCCCGUGGAAUGGAGUGACGCAGCGGCCAUACAAGCGGCUGAGGUUAGAGCCACGGGAAGGACUAACAUCAUGCCUGGUGGUGUUGCAGCUUCGGCUCAAUCAGCUGCUACUCUCAACGCUCGAGCCAACUCCGAAGAUGAUAAGACUACGCUCGCAGAUGUUCUCACUGGAGCGAGUAGCAAAUUACCGUCGGACAAACCAGCAACGAGGAAAGACGCAGAGGGAGUGACAGGAGCAGAGAUGAGGAACGAUCCACAUCUCGCUACUUACCCAACCGGUGUGGCCGCCUCUGUCGCUGCGGCUGCUCGGAUUAAUCAAGCCAAGUGA
Eruca vesicaria subsp. sativa (arugula) is the source of this 540-nucleotide messenger RNA. The record is from the annotation of a GenBank genome assembly. Lineage: Eukaryota; Viridiplantae; Streptophyta; Magnoliopsida; Brassicales; Brassicaceae.